Messenger RNA from Anguilla anguilla (European eel), 2484 nucleotides. It is a transcript of the gene brd9, whose product is annotated as bromodomain containing 9. Lineage: Eukaryota; Metazoa; Chordata; Actinopteri; Anguilliformes; Anguillidae. The transcript is spliced from 17 exons. Gene Ontology annotation, biological process: regulation of transcription by RNA polymerase II. The record is from RefSeq and is a predicted model, not a curated record. Bases 136 to 2124 code for a protein of 662 amino acids. Gene Ontology annotation, cellular component: nucleus.
ACACUUCCGGUAUAACCUGGUUUUAUUGAACACUGGAAUACAAUAUCGCAGCUAGCCUACUAGCUCCCUAUAUAGCCAUUUUGAAGACAAUGGAGUAGACGUUGUAAUUAUACAGUUCUAAAGAUAUUUUUAAAUAUGGGAAAAAAACACAAAAAGCAUAAGCCGGAAUGGAGAACUGUUGACGGCUAUGAGGACAAACCUCUUGAAAAGCCCUUGAAGCUGGUACUGAAAGUGGGAGGAAAUGAAGUGACAGAACGGUCAGGCUCGGGGCAUGACUCAAGUUACUAUGACGAGAGGUCCGACCAUGAGCGUGAGCGCCACAAGGAAAAGAAGAAGAAGAAAAAGAAGAAAUCAGAGAAGGAGAAGGAUAAGCAUGGAGAUGAUGAGGAGAGGAGGAGAAGGAAGGAGGAGAAGAAGAAGAAGCGAGAAAGGGAGCUGUGUGAAAGUGAGGCUGCAGUUCCAGUAGAGCCAUUCUCUUUACCAAAAAAUGUGGAGCCGCUGGAGGAGAAGAAAAGGAAGCGGGAGAAGGUGGCUGAGACGGAAGCAGAAACGGAGGAGUUCCACCCCAGGGUGAAGGUGGAGGUGGAGCAGCAGCAGCUGGCAGACAGACCCAUCCGGGCCUGCAGGACCCAGCAGGAGAAUGAGUGCACGCCAAGGCAGCAGCUCCUAGAACACUUCCUGCGACAGCUACAAAGGAAGGAUCCUAAUGGCUUCUUCGCAUGGCCAGUCACAGACGCCAUUGCUCCUGGCUACUCCAUGAUUAUCAAACACCCCAUGGACUUCAGCACCAUGAAAGACAAGAUCACAACCAACGAGUAUAAAACUGUCACCGAAUUCAAGGCAGACUUCAAGCUGAUGUGUGACAAUGCCAUGGUCUACAACCGUCCGGAGACAGUCUAUUACAAGGCAGCUAAGAAACUGCUCCACACUGGGUUUAAGAUGAUGAGCAAAGAGCGGCUGUUAGCUCUGAAGCGCAGCAUGUCUUUCAUGCAGGACAUGGAUUUUUCUCAGCAGGCGGCCAUUUUGGGUGACGAGGACAUUGCCUCUGAAGAGCCCCCUCCUGAGGUCAUACCUGUACCAGUCGAGUCUGCCAAAAAGUCCAAAAAACAGCCCCCCAUCAGUGACCCGUAUGAGCCCGAGGGGAACGCCUGUAGCCUCACUGACAGCACGGCAGAGGAGCACGUCCUGGCCUUGGUGGAGCACGCUGCCGACGAGGCCCGCGAUCGCAUCAGCCGCUUCAUGCCCAGCUCCAAAAUAGGGUACCUGAGAAAGGAGACCGAUGGCUCUCUGGUCUACACUGUGGUGAAUCAGCAGGACCCAGAUGCAGAAGAGGAGGAAACUCACCCAGUGGAUCUGAGCACUCUGUCUACUAAGCUCUUGCCUGGUCUAACUACCCUGGGCUUCAAAGAUGACCGAAGGAAUAAAGUGACAUUCCUCAACAGUGCAUAUAACACACAGACCCUCCAGAACAACACAGUGUACCCAGACCUGCUCCCUGAGGAGAUGGAGGUGCUUUAUUCUGCUUAUGGGGAUGAGACGGGGGUCCAGUGUGCACUCAGUCUGCAGGAGUUUGUAAAGGGAUGUGGGGGCUUCACCAAGACGCUGGUGGACGGACUGCUGGACAAAAUGACAGGAGGCGAUCACUCCAAAUCCGUCUUCCAAAUUCGACAGAAAAGAAACAUGGUGAUCAAACCUGAUGAGAUCAAGUCCAGUCUGUGUGACAUGCAGCUCCUGGACUCUCAGGUGGGAGAUGGGAGUGGCAUGUCAGGAGAGAACAGUUCUGUUCUGGAUUUCAUGUCCAUAAAGACCUACUCAGACAUGUCCCUGGAUAUGUCACUGUUGAACAAUCUGGGUAAAACGGUAAAGAAGGAGUCGGAGCACGACGACGGGCACCUGCACUUCGACGAGACCGCAAAACUGCUGCAGGACCUCCAGGAGGCGCAGGCGGACAGGGUGGGGUCGCGACCCUCCUCCAAUCUCUCCUCGCUGUCCAAUGCAUCGGAGAGAGACCAGCACCAUCUGGGGAGCCCAUCCCAUCUGGGUGUUGGGGACCAGGCUGAAAUGGUUCAUGACCCAUAUGAGUUUCUUCAGUCUCCAGAACCCGGCUCCACAGCCAACAGCUGAUUCUCUCCCAUGAGAGCCCCCUCCCCUUGUAGUAGUGAGAGCAGGAGGUUUCAUGAACCCCAUGUGUGGAACUGAUAGUUCCCAACUCAAACCAGAUCUAAUGUGGUAUUUUUUUACUUUAUUUUUAAUGUAUAUCAUUGUUUCUGCCACGUCACACAUCUCCCGCCAUUUUGGGAUUCCUAAAUCCUUGAAACCCCACCGCCAGUCAAGAAACUAGACCUGUAAUGUGCGUGUCAUUUAUAGGGAGGAAACUUCACUAUGUUCUUGGUGUGAAAGCUGAUUAUGUGUUCAGCUAACUGUGAUUGUUCUGUCAAGUUUUUGAGAAUAAAUGUCUCCAAGAUCGUUGGUUUUUAUACAUUG